Synchiropus splendidus (mandarinfish) is the source of this 1860-nucleotide messenger RNA. It is a transcript of the gene fbxl3l, whose product is annotated as F-box and leucine-rich repeat protein 3, like. The record is from RefSeq and is a predicted model, not a curated record. Lineage: Eukaryota; Metazoa; Chordata; Actinopteri; Syngnathiformes; Callionymidae. Gene Ontology annotation, biological process: entrainment of circadian clock by photoperiod; SCF-dependent proteasomal ubiquitin-dependent protein catabolic process; G2/M transition of mitotic cell cycle. The transcript is spliced from 5 exons. The coding region runs from base 388 to 1665 and encodes 425 amino acids. Gene Ontology annotation, molecular function: protein binding. Gene Ontology annotation, cellular component: cytosol; SCF ubiquitin ligase complex; nucleus.
UGUGUGUUUUCUUCCAGAUAAACUGAUGCCUAGUUUGAUGAUGAAACUGUAUUUUAACGCACGUUUUAGGAGUUGGUGUUUUAAUAAACAAAUCAAUUUAUUACAUGAAAUAAUAUAUUCAAAUUUCAAAUGUUAUAAAAUGUAAAAUGAAAGAAAGAAAACAGUCGAUCAAUCAAGAAGCUGACAGACUGAGGUCUCAUGGACCAUCUGUUGCUGCUGAGUGGAUGAAGAUGUAGGUUGUGGUUUAUGAGUGGAGGGUGGUACACACAAAUACAGUAUAUAUAGACAAGAACAGGUCAGAGGAAUGCAUCGAGACAAGAGCGAAUCUCAGGCGCAACUUUAAAUCAUACAUAGGAAAGCAUUGACUUCAAGGCAUCAUCACUCAGAAUGAAGCGAGUACGGUCAAGUCUGAAGUCCGAGUCACAUCCUGGGCACGAGGGUCGAGCGAAGAGGCAGAGGUGUGCACUGAGCCCACCUGAGGACUGGGGGAACCUCCCUCACCACAUCGUCCUGCAAAUCUUCCAGCACCUUUCACUCAUCGACCGGGCCAGAGCCUCGUCCGUGUGCCGGCGCUGGAACGACAUCUUCCACACGCCUGACCUGUGGAGGAGGUUCGAGUUUGAGCUGAACCGUCCGGCCACCUCCUACCUGCGCUCCACACACCCCGACCUCAUUCAGCAGAUCAUCAAGAAGCACGCCCAGCACCUGCAGUACGUGAGUUUUAAGGUGGACAGCUGCACUGAAUCUGCAGAGGCGGCCUGUGACAUUCUCUCCCAGCUGGUCAACUGCACCAUCAAGACCCUCGGGCUCAUCUCCACAGCCAGACCGAGCUUCAUGGAUGUCUCCCAUGCCCACUUUGUAUCUGCGCUGACGGUGGUGUUUGUCAACUCCAAGUCACUGUCCUCCAUCAAGAUCGACGACACACCGGUGGACGAUCCCUCUCUGAAGGUUCUGGUGGCCAACAACAGUGACACGCUGAAGCUGCUGAAGAUGAGCAGCUGUCCGCACGUGUCCCCGGCAGGGAUUCUGUGUGUUGCAGAUCACUGCCACGGGCUGAGGGAGCUGGCGUUGAACUACCACCUUCUGAGUGACGAGCUCCUUCUGGCUCUCUCCUCUGAGAAACAUGUUCACUUGGAGCACCUGCGCAUCGAUGUUGUGAGUGAGAACCCGGGUCAGACCCACUUCCACACCAUCAAGAGGACCAGCUGGGAGGCUCUGGUCCGACACUCCCCCAAGGUCAACAUCGUGAUGUACUUCUUUCUCUACGAAGAGGAGUUUGAGCCCUUCUUUCGUGAGGAGACCCCCGUCACUCACCUGUACUUUGGCAGAGCGGUCAGUAAAGAGAUGUUGGGACGAAUAGGACUCAACUGCCCUCGGCUGGUGGAGCUGGUGGUCUGUGCCAACGGGCUGCAGCCGCUGGACGAGGAGCUGAUCCGUAUAGCCGAGCGCUGCAAAAGCUUGACGGCCAUUGGCCUGGGUGAGUGCGAAGUGACCUGCACCGGUUUCGUGGAGUUUGUGAAGAGGUGCGAGGGCCGGCUGACGCAGCUGUCCAUCAUGGAGGAGGUGCUGAUCCCAGACAGCAGCUACAACAUGGAGCAGAUCCACAAUGAGGUGUCAAAGCACCUGGGCCGCAUGUGGUUCCCCGACAUGAUGCCCACAUGGUAGUGGAGCUAGCACAGAACACACCUCUGUACACAGCUACCUUCAAACAUGCUGUUUUGAUGUAUAUUGAAAAAUAAGAUGAUGUGCUUUUGUCAGAACCUUUUAUGAUUCACAACGUUCUGUGAUCGAAACAUUUGUGUCCUUGUUUAUUUAUUGAUGAAUUGUUUGUAAGGACUAUUAAACUCAAUGUCUGAGGAA